AUGUCUAACCGACCACUCGGGCCUUUUCCUAUUCCUGAGACCUAUCACCCAAUUAUUCAGGGGCUGAUAAACAUGAUUACACGCAAUCCCUGGGAGGACAAAUUUGUUAAAGCGGUCUCUGACGCCCACAAGACAGGUGUCGAAGAUAUGGUUAAUAUAAUAACUUUGACUGACUACUACAAUUUUCUUCAUUACUUGUUGUUGUGGGUACCCACAGAGAAUGAACCAGGAUCUCUCGUUAGCAAUAUGCUUUGCGCAAUGUACUUUGUUCUCGAUCAGAAAUCUGUCAAGCCGCUCCAGUCACCCAUUAUACCUUCGUCGUAUCCACCACCGCCGUUGACGGAGCUUUCGCAAUGGAUAGUCUACUUUGCCUGUGUGAUGGGACAAUUUCUCAAUACACCUCAAUCACUUACUGAGGAAUCUCUAAAGACUUUUUAUAUGUCCGAUAAGUACAACAUGAGUAGUUAUGAGCCUCCCC
Molecule: messenger RNA, 478 nt
Organism: Dentiscutata heterogama
Lineage: Eukaryota; Fungi; Glomeromycota; Glomeromycetes; Diversisporales; Gigasporaceae
Source: the annotation of a GenBank genome assembly